Molecule: messenger RNA, 1028 nt
Organism: Manis javanica (Malayan pangolin)
Lineage: Eukaryota; Metazoa; Chordata; Mammalia; Pholidota; Manidae
Source: RefSeq, a predicted model, not a curated record
AAAUGGCAAAAAUAGAAACAGAGGAUCACAGGGCAGCACUCUCUCAGUCUUCUUUAUUGCGCUUGACUAAAGCCAUGGAGGUAUCACAGCAAAGCAACCAUGAAGGUGCCUUCAGUGGGGAAAAGCCAAUGUACAAAUAUAUUUCAAGUGAUUUACCAAGGGAGUUUAUGUCAUCCCAGGCAAAAGCAGUUAUUAAAAUUCCUGAAGAUUAUUUGCAGCCUCAGUUUGGCCCCAAAAGACUUUUGCAUUCAGCAGCAGUAUCAGAAGGGUCAGGACUUGAAGACUGCUCCACACAUCAAACAGUAUCAGAUCAUAGCCAUGAUGAAAUAUCAGACCCAGAUAGCUACAAAUCAAACAGUAAAAACAAUUCUUGUUUCAUAUCAGCAUCCAAGAGAAACAGACCUGUCAGUGCUCCAGUGGGUCAACUGAGAGUUGCAGAGCUCUCUUCUUUAAAAUUUCAGUCAGCCCAGAAUUCACCUAGAGUGAUUAAAGUAACAGCUUACAAAAAUGGAUCUAGAACAGUCUUUGCCAAAGUUACCGUACCAACCAUCACCUUGUUGCUGGAGGAGUGCACGGGAAAGCUGAAUCUGAACAUGGCCGCCCGACGAGUGUUCUUGGCAGAUGGCACUGAAGUCCUCGAACCUGAAGACAUACCCCAUGAAGCCGACGUUUAUGUUUCAACAGGAGAGCCCUUUUCAGAUCCAUUCAAAAAAAUUAAAGACCAUCUGUUGUUAAUGAAAAAAGUAACUUGGACAAUGAAUGGGCUGAUGCUACCUACUGAUGUCAAAAGACAGAAAACUAAAUCUGUUCUUUCCAAGAGAAUGAAGAAACUUACUGAGAAGACCACAGUCCGAAUCCUGUUCUUUAAGAAUGGCAUGGGGCAAGAUGGGCAUGAGAUUACAGUGGGAAUGGAAACAAUAAAAGAGGUUUUAGAUACUUGCACAAUGAGAAUGAACCUAACUUCACCAGCCAGAUAUCUUUAUGAUUUGUAUGGCAGGAAAAUUAAAGAUAUUUCAAAAGGUAAGUGA